Messenger RNA from Baudoinia panamericana UAMH 10762, 303 nucleotides. RefSeq lists its product as uncharacterized. Bases 1 to 303 code for a protein of 100 amino acids. The transcript has a single exon. The record is from RefSeq and is a predicted model, not a curated record. NCBI's taxonomy places the organism in Eukaryota, Fungi, Ascomycota, Dothideomycetes, Mycosphaerellales, Teratosphaeriaceae.
AUGAGCACUGGUAGCGAGAUCGCGCGGACGGCCGCGGAUGUCGUGCUCCUGCGGCCUUCCCUCAACGGCUUGCUAGUGCUGCUGGAUCUUUCCCACGCGGCGAUGCACCGCGUGUACCUUAACUUUGCGUGGUCGUUCGUUUAUAACCUGUUUGCGAUACUACUGGCUGCGGGUGCUUUUGUACACGCACGCAUUGCGCCGCAGUAUGCUGGACUUGGGGAGAUUGUCAGUGUGUUGCCUGUUAUUUUGGUGGCGCUGCAGUUGAGGUUCUUCACGAGGCGGUACGCCAAUGGGCUGGAGUGA